Molecule: messenger RNA, 1469 nt
Organism: Vanessa tameamea
Lineage: Eukaryota; Metazoa; Arthropoda; Insecta; Lepidoptera; Nymphalidae
Product: protein PFC0760c-like
Exons: 3
Coding region: 39-1469 (476 amino acids)
Source: RefSeq, a predicted model, not a curated record
AGUUUAUUCAGUUGUGGCUGUGAACACAAAGCGGAGCCAUGUUCUGUUUGAAGAAUAUUUGUUAUUUUCAAAUAAUAUUAUGCGUAAUAGGCGCAUUUGGAUACCCUGCAUCAGAUCCAGAGACAAGCGAAGAAGAUAGUUGUAUACAGAUGACCACGGAUAAUGUAGAGAAAAUAAAUGAUUUAGUUGAUAAGAUUUCGUCUUUUAUAAACAAGAUUAGCACGAAAUACGAUGACAUCGAUUUGCGAUUGGUAGAAAUCGCUCUUGAUAAACAUUCAUUGGUUGAAAAUAAAAAGAGUACUACAGUACAUGUUACGAUAAGUGAUUGCUUUGAGGGUAUAAAGCGCACUGAAUACAUCGCACGAGAUUCUAAAUUUGAAAUUGAUGAUGACAACGAUUUGAAUGAUAGCAAACAAGAAACAAAUGAAUACAGCGACGCUGCUAAGUCAUUUGAUGAAGAAGAAUACAGCGCACGAGAUUCUAAAUUUGAAAAUAAUUAUGACAACGAUUUGAAUGAUAGCAAACAAGAAACAAAUGAAUACAGCGACGCUGCUAAGGCAUUUGAUGAAGAAGAAUACAGCGCACGAGAUUCUAAAUUUGAAAAUAAUUAUGACAACGAUUUGAAUGAUAGCAAACAAGAAACAAAUGAAUACAGCGACGCUGCUAAGGGAUUUGAUGAAGAAGAAUACAGCGCACGAGAUUCUAAAUUUGAAAAUAAUGAUGACAACGAUUUGAAUGAUAGCAAACAAGAAACAAAUGAAUACAGCGACGCUGCUAAGGGAUUUGAUGAAGAAGAAUACAGCGCACGAGAUUCUAAAUUUGAAAAUAAUUAUGACAACGAUUUGAAUGAUAGCAAACAAGAAACAAAUGAUUACAGCGACUCUGCUAAAGGAUUUGAUGAAGAAGGUAAUAUAAAUAAAUAUGAUUUUAAUUCUGACUCUGAUGAUACAGAAAAUAAUAAUGAUAAAGACAUAAUAAGCAAUGAUUUUAGUUCUUCAGAAGAUUUAAAAGCCAGAAAAAGUGAUGAUGACUUAACUGAUAUUAAUGAUUCUGAUAUAAAUGAGCGUAUUAACAACGAAAACUUCAGUAACGAUUCAAAAGAUACCGAUGAAUUCUGUAACGAAGAAUCUGAUCGUUAUUAUGGAAAUUCUAGAGAGAUUUUAGAUACUGAUGAUGAUUUAUUCGAUACGUUUGAUGAAACUAUGAACAGCCAAGAAUUUGAGAGCUGUGAAGUUGAAACUGAUAAUACAGCAAAAAAUAACACUGAAAUAAUUAAAUUCAUUAAUUUUAACGAAAUCAUCAACUCAGACAACUGUUUUAAGAAGAGAAAUAACACAAGCGAAGAAGUUUUGCUUCUAAACGAAGAUGAUAAAGUCUUUUUAAAGGAAAUAGAAAAGAUACGCGGUUCGAAGCCGUUCUUUUUAUAUCAGCGUUUCUUUAACAAUACUUUACAAUUUUGGUUCGUGUAA